UAAUAAGCAAAAUACACAUUCGGAUAAAAAUGUACCCAAUAAGGAGAACAACGCUCAUAGUGCACAAACAGCCUCAUCACCAAUCCUGUAUCCUUCUACCUCUUCAACGUAUAAAUUUAAAUUAAUUUAUAGAGGUAGCCGUGAUGGCUUUGAUUCUUCAAUAUAUAAUUCAAAAUGUAGAGGAAAGGGUCCAACAGUAGUUGUGGCGUCGUUAAGUCAUCAUCGAUUCAUCAUUGGUGGAUACUAUCCAAUCAGUACCGAAGGCACUUAUCCUUGUUCUGUAUUUACAGGAGCAGUUGAUAGUUUUAUAUUUUCUUUUGGUGAAGGGGAUAACUUGGAAGAGGAAUCUACAAUUAGUCGUAUUUUAAAAGAGCAUGCACAUGAGGCAAUUCGUCAAACGGUAUAUGGGCCAGGGUUUGGUGAGAGUGAUCUUAUUAUUAAGCUUGCUGGAACCAACAAUGCAAAGAAUGGUGUUUGCAAGCAAAAAUGUUAUGAAAGAAAAAUUAUAGAUGUUAUAGAUUUUGCUUUUGACGAGUGUGAAGUUUUUCAAGUUAUUAAAGAGGAAUUUAAAAAUAAUAUGUAA
Molecule: messenger RNA, 583 nt
Organism: Racocetra persica
Lineage: Eukaryota; Fungi; Glomeromycota; Glomeromycetes; Diversisporales; Gigasporaceae
Source: the annotation of a GenBank genome assembly